ACGGACACAUUAAUCGAUUGCAGGCUGGUACACUCAGUUUACAACUUCGUUCCUACCAGUAUAACAAUUAAUAUAAGGGGGGUUUCAAUUGCUGCAAUGCAGAUUGGCGUGUAACUAACUACCUUAUUUAAGGAAACGGAGGAAGCUUGGCAGCGCACUUGCCCUUCAGCUAACUUCCGUUUGUAGUUGUGUGCGUGUGUGGGGGGGGGGGGUAGCCUGCAAACUUUGUCACUUACAAGAAUCAACACGGGGUCAUGUUUCCACAUACUGAGCAAUUCUCUACAGCUCGGCAGUUCUAGAUUAGUUGCGAAGGAGAAUGGUGAACAAACGCACAACGGUGCAGCUUGGCAAACGCGUGGGAGUCCCAUGUGCUUGGGAACAGUUUUGAGUUAAACAACACAAAACGAUGGAGAAGCCAACGACAGACCAAUUCUGGAGACUUCAGCACCUGGUGGAGCGAUGCCUUCACGACCUUGAGAAGCUCUCCUGCACAGAGUCGCCCAAAAAUGCUGGCUUGGCACUGAACCGAUGGACCUUGGAGGAGCUUAUGAGCAGACAUCCAUCCAAUGGUGUAUUGGUUAUUCGGCAGAUACUUGACAAGCUCCGAGAGCUUCAUGGGACAUUUAACCACGAUGGAUUUGUUCCUUUGGCGCUCAUGUUUUGGUCAACUGCAAUUAACACCCCACACAUACCCCAGGACAAGCAGAUCCUCAACAUCUCUUACGAGGAGUUCUGCAAGUUUCUGACAUGGCCACAGCCUGCAGGUGGACUCUGCAAAAACGUCCUUCACUUCAUCAAGACAGAAAUGAGAGCCCCCGGAAUAACGUUCCAGAGGCUGGCCCAAGCCGAGAAUGAAAUAAGUUCAAAUAGUUGCCUUCCUAAUGCAAAAACCGUUCUACUACUAGACCCUGCGGAAGUACCACAAGGGUUUUCCGAGACUGUCAAAGCCGAACUGAAACUUCUUGGCCUGGACAGACAGAGCAGCACCGUGAAGCUCAUCCGACACGUGUUCCAAAGCACAGGCGGCAGGGAGUAUGACCUUGAUGCCCUGCAGAAAUCCCUGCAGACAAAGGACAAGGAUUUUGUACACAGCGUAUACCUGAGGUGUGUGAGUGCACUGGAGAAAGCAGAUUCCUCAAGAAAUGACGACCGCAGUUCUGGCGACCUUGGGCAGCAGCUGCAUACAAUCUAUGAGGAAAUUGUGGGGUCUGGUAAAAAAGGCGAAAACAAUAGCACAUUGGAGUUCAUACCAUUGCCUCUUCCCAAAAUAUUGGUCCAUGACUGGAAAGACCAAAACUUAGACUUUUUAUACAAAUAUGUGCAGCAGAAAAAAAUUGGCAAAGCACUCGCCACCGAGCAGGGAUCUGGUGACGUCCAACCUUUUCGAGAUUCCGGAUUCUCCAGUGCUUCCAUAAGUUCUGGCUCUUGGCCCGAACGGGAAUCCGCUUGUGAGACACAACCACGUGAUGAUGGCCUGUCAGCUUUACGGCACAGUGAAGCUCGCUUGCCGAGUGACAAACGACCCGACAGUGGAUAUUCCGAAAAGGACGAAUUAGAACUGAGUAACAUAGAGGAAGAUGAACUUUUGGACACUGACCCCAAUGUUAGCAAAGCGGAUCUACCACAAACGGAUGAAUAUUAUUUACCCAGUGAGCUACCACUGCUGGAUGAAGACGAACCCAGGGAAACAUUGUGCUGUCGCGGUUCAAUUGAGGAUGACCUAUCGGACAAUGAAGCGACAGAAGAGUGCUCUUCUCUAAAGAUAACGUCCGAGGCAAAUAAACUUAAGCGGAAGACGGCGAUGCGCAGGAAGCUACAACUGAGAGACGAGAAGGCUGCAGAGUGCCGCGCCUUGCGAAUUGUAGUUUUUGGCCGAGAUAAAACGCUGGGAAGGCUUGCAAGGGCCUACAACAGGAUGAGGAUACGCGAAUCAAGAUGUUCAUUGCUGAUGAAGCACUUCCGACUGGAGUUUUACUACAUUCCCAUUCGAGACCGACCGCCCUCCACAGCCAACCCACUAUGUGGACAGGCUCUCAACCAGCAGCAGGAUCAAGACAACUGCGUGAUAUCUCAGACUCUGGGAGUGAUCGACACCUGGUACGAGCGUAACGUUGGCAAUGCCUUCAGCAUCAUGACCCUUCUUCCGAGCCAGAUCACACAAGAGACGAACGGAAUUGCACAUUAUCCAUUCUGGGCCAACACAGUGCUGUAUUACAGCCGGUUUGCCAAGCACUCAGUCCUGCUUCAAGCUUACCAAAUGGAGCUGUGCCUAAUAAAUGGAAAGAAGGUGAAGGAGAUUUUUGUCCAGGAGAUGCUCGUGACCCCCCAGUCUUCAAGACAAACGCUGACGGCCGGUCAAUGCAGAAGAGCGUCAGAAUUUGACAAAGAACCCUCUGUCUCUCUCUCGAUGGCGUACGACAAGGUUAGCGUAAGCAAACGUGUGCAAACGGUGACCGUUGAGAAGAAUUUCACAUCUGUGAAGAUUUCACGACUGUCACCACUGGUGAAAGCAGAGGCCAACUUGGAUACUCUAUACCUCAUCACGAUGGAACCUGCUGGGAAACAGACAAGGAUGUUGCCAUUUGUCACCCAGGUGAACCAACAGACUACUCCACAGAUAAGGAACCCUCCCAUAAGGGUCAAUGCUGUAUCACUGAAGAGCAGAGCAUACUCCACUUUAACUGUCAUGUUGGAUAAUGAUGAGAGUAAAGUGUUUCAGGAUGUAAUCAGCUGUGCAGUGUCUGCUUGUUUGAAUCCUGAGCACAGCCUGCUGAAGAGACAACACAAGACCUCAAAAGUCAACCCAGGAGAUUGUCACCCAUUUUUAGGUCUCCCCAUCAGCCUUUUUUCUGUACGGACUUUAUAGUCUCAUUUAAAAACGUGACUUUUUAACUGUCCUGGGGAAAACUUGACAAGAGUUCCCCAGGACAGAUAACUCAACAAGGGGGUUGAUCCUGGGAAAACCGGGACAGGUGGCGGCGACCCUAAUGUUAGGUUAUCAGUGCAGUCUUAUAUCAUCAUUGCCAAGAGUGGAUGAUACACUUUGAAACGUCGAAACCAUAAGAGUGUGCUGUGGUUUCCUUUGGCAACUUGACACUGCGUGCGUGAAUAGAGUCUACAAUCAUUUAAAAUGGUUAAACAAUAUAUAUAAUUGAUGAAGCUGCGGUUUCUAACAUUCUUAAAAAAACACAUGAAAAGUAACUGAUACAGUGCAGUGUUUUCCAUAUGAAGUACCGUAACAAUACAGUAUGAUACACUGUACAAUGUAAUACUCAAUGCCUGUAUAUAUGUUAAAUGAUGUGUUAGAUUGUAAUCUGUUUGAAAGUGCCUACAAUUGAAUGUAAUAUCCUAUUUAAAUUGGAAGAAAAAAACUAAGCAUAGUGUGGAGGGCAAGGAAGCACUAGUUUAAGGUGCCUUGUCUUAAUACACUUGGUAUGCGAGUGCAGCUAUAUAGGUAUGAGGGAUAUGUAGUUUUUAUUAUCAGAACCUUUAUUUCGACUGGAAGAAUGUGAUGAGACGUCCACAUUGUGUAGUCCCCCAAGUUCCUCCUCUGCUCUUUUGUAGUUUGCUGCCACCUUGUGUUCAUGUGCAGAAUGUGUUGCUGUUAGCGCCAUAUCUCCAUAUCCAUAUAUCUAUAUAUAAAAAGGCAAAGUUGUCAAUGUGUGUCUGUUCAAAAUGUUUAGCGUACUUCCCGACA
Molecule: messenger RNA, 3697 nt
Organism: Petromyzon marinus (sea lamprey)
Lineage: Eukaryota; Metazoa; Chordata; Hyperoartia; Petromyzontiformes; Petromyzontidae
Product: phosphoinositide 3-kinase regulatory subunit 5-like
Biological process (GO): G protein-coupled receptor signaling pathway; positive regulation of MAP kinase activity
Cellular component (GO): phosphatidylinositol 3-kinase complex, class IB
Molecular function (GO): 1-phosphatidylinositol-3-kinase regulator activity
Source: RefSeq, a predicted model, not a curated record